UGGACAGGAGAGACGUUCCAGACCAAACCAUGGCUAACUCAGCUUUGGAAAUCGUUGGACUUUUGCUAACUUUGAUCGGUCUUGUCGGUACUGCCGCCAGCACCGGUAUGCCCCAAUGGCGAGUCACUGCUUUCAUCGCCGAAAACAUCAUCGUCUUCGAAACCCGUUAUGAAGGACUUUGGAUGAACUGUUUCCGGCAAGCUGACAUCCGAAUGCAGUGCAAAGUGUACGACUCUUUGCUUGCUCUUCCUCCGGAUCUCCAAGCAGCUAGAGGUUUGAUGUGCUGCGCGUUGGCUUUGGGUGGUCUUGGAAUCCUUGUCAGCUUGGUAGGACUUCAGUGCACCUCUUGCAUCCAAAACAACGACCGUGCGAAAAGGAUGGUCUUGAUCAUCGCCGGUAUCAUGAUCCUCUGCGCUUGUAUUUGCGUUCUGAUUCCCGUUUCUUGGACCGGGCACGUCAUCAUCCGAGAUUUCUACAACCCUUUGCUCCUUGACGCGCAAAGGAGGGAACUGGGAGAAGCUUUGUACAUUGGUUGGGUUUCUUCUGCAUUUUUAUUCGCCGGAGGUUGCAUGUUCACCUGCUGCAACGUCAAAUCCGAAAAGGAAGGUUCGGAAAGGUAUUUGUAUUCCAGGAAUUCGGACUACAUCACGUACCCUCCGCAGCAGUUGCAGCCGCAGCAGUUGGUUUUCUUGCCCCAGCCCCAGCCCCAGCUUCAGCCCAGAGACCAGCCCAUGCUCUCCAGACACCCCUCGGCAAACUACAGCCACUACAGCCUGCAGAGCCACCACAGCAACCACCAGCCCGCCAGGUACCCCUCAGUAAGGAGCGCGGUGGCCUACCUAUAG
Molecule: messenger RNA, 845 nt
Organism: Boleophthalmus pectinirostris (great blue-spotted mudskipper)
Lineage: Eukaryota; Metazoa; Chordata; Actinopteri; Gobiiformes; Gobiidae
Gene: cldn8.1
Product: claudin 8.1
Exons: 1
Coding region: 30-845 (271 amino acids)
Biological process (GO): cell adhesion; bicellular tight junction assembly
Cellular component (GO): plasma membrane; bicellular tight junction
Molecular function (GO): structural molecule activity
Source: RefSeq, a predicted model, not a curated record